UAAUAAUAAUUCUAUUCAAAAAUGUAUACGAUUACUAUUGACAAGACGUUUGAGUUCUUUAUGAAAAUAUACUACACAACUGGAAUAUGGCCACGUAAAGAUGAAUCUUUGUUGCGUCAAUCUGCAAAGAGACUAUUCUACGCUUCUUUCGGUGUUUUUUUCCCAAUUAUUUUCGUAUUAAAUUCUAUUUUUUGUGAAGAUCCAGAUGAAUCUCUAUUUUCAGUCCAGAUGGCAAUUAUUGUGUCUAUUUUUUAUUUGAGAUUUUUGUACGCUCUGUUUACGAAAUCAUCGAUUCUCGAAUUUUUAGCCCAACUGGAUCACUACAUUGAAAGCCGUAAAGAAUAUGAGCAAAUAAACCAAAAGACAAAUAAAUUUAUCACAUUCGUGCGUUCAUAUGUUGCCAUGCUCUGGCUAACUGCUUUUGUGCUCAUUAUAUCUAGGCUGCCACUGUUCUCCUCCGAUAGAGGUUUACCAUAUUUUAUCAGUUUCUCUUGGAACGACUCAGAAAUUAUCUAUUGGUUGGCAUUUUUGUUCAUGACAUUGGAAAUUUGUGUGUUUAGCAUAUCUGCUACCUUUACACCCUUCUGUUGGUACUUGUUGCUGAAUUUCUCUAUCAAGUACGACAUGUUGGGAAACAGUUUAAAAAGAUUAGGAAGAGGGGGAGUAAAAAUGGUCAACACAGUAUACAGCAAGAAGAAAAAUAAUCAGUUCAUCGAAGAAAUAACUGUUCAGAUAAAAAAUCAUGUCGACCUUUUCAAUACGUUAGAGCGAUUUAAAGAAUGUUUCCAAACAUUUUUUGCAAGUCAAAUCAUAACCAGUGGUCCCAUUAUUUGUGCGUCAGUUUACAACUUGGCCUUUGCUUCGAGCGAAAAUGUUUUCCUAGCAGAAAUCUAUCUCAGUAUAUUGUUCUAUGGAAUUUUCGAUAUCUUUUUGGUUAUGUACCUGGGAAAUGAGAUUAUCUUGACCAGUGAACCGUUACCCUACUGCUUGUUUCAGUCAAAUUGGAUGGAUCAAUCAGAGUCAGCUAAAAAAUACGUAAUCAUUAUGGCCGAAUUGUUGAAGCAGCCGUAUACGCUGUCCGUUGUUAUAUAUCAAUUGAACUUGGAAACUUUUACUUCGAUAAUUAAUACUGCCUACAGCAUGUUUAACCUCUUAAAAAGUGUUCAAGAAGAAUAA
This is a messenger RNA of Bradysia coprophila, 1176 nucleotides long. Its product is annotated as odorant receptor 46a-like. The record is from RefSeq and is a predicted model, not a curated record. Gene Ontology annotation, biological process: detection of chemical stimulus involved in sensory perception of smell; sensory perception of smell. Gene Ontology annotation, molecular function: olfactory receptor activity; odorant binding. NCBI's taxonomy places the organism in Eukaryota, Metazoa, Arthropoda, Insecta, Diptera, Sciaridae. Gene Ontology annotation, cellular component: plasma membrane.